Molecule: messenger RNA, 3795 nt
Organism: Protopterus annectens (West African lungfish)
Lineage: Eukaryota; Metazoa; Chordata; Ceratodontiformes; Protopteridae
Gene: EFL1
Product: elongation factor like GTPase 1
Exons: 20
Coding region: 110-3517 (1135 amino acids)
Biological process (GO): cytosolic ribosome assembly
Cellular component (GO): cytosol; ribonucleoprotein complex
Molecular function (GO): ribosome binding; GTP binding; GTPase activity
Source: RefSeq, a predicted model, not a curated record
AGGUUAUUAUUACUUUCCGGAAAUAUUGCUAAGAACAUGCAAGAGUAGCUGCAAGUGUUUGUAACUUCUAUACAUAAAACUAAUUAUUUACACAUAAAUAGAACAUAAAAUGGGUCAUACAAGUCUGGAAAAAAUUAUUGCACUACAGAAGAAAACUGAAAAUAUUAGAAAUAUUUGUAUUUUGGCACACGUGGAUCAUGGAAAAACAACAUUAGCCGACUGCCUCAUUUCUAGCAAUGGUAUUAUAUCAAGUCGCCUCGCAGGAAAGCUGAGGUACCUGGACAGCAGGGAGGAUGAACAGAUUCGAGGAAUUACAAUGAAGUCUAGUGCCAUCUCCCUGCACUUCAGUACAGGGGAACAGGAGUACCUUAUCAAUCUAAUAGACUCCCCAGGGCAUGUUGACUUUUCUUCAGAAGUAUCAACUGCAGUCCGACUUUGUGAUGGGGCCAUUAUUGUUGUGGAUGCCGUUGAAGGUGUCUGUCCUCAGACGCAAGUAGUACUGCGACAGGCUUGGUUGGAAAAUAUUCGUCCAGUCUUAGUAAUCAAUAAAAUUGACAGACUGAUAGUUGAAUUAAAACUGACUCCUCAGGAAGCUUACAUACAUUUGCAGAAACUCCUGGAACAGAUUAAUGCUGUCACUGGGGCACUUUUUACAUCUAAGGUAUUUGAAGAACGGGCUGAGAAAGAAACUGAAACUCAGUCUUCAUCUGCUGAUGGAGAUCAGGUGUAUGACUGGAGUGUAGGUCUGGAAGAAACUGAUGACUCGCAACUUUACUUUUCACCUGAUCAGGGAAAUGUAGUAUUUGCAAGUGCUAUAGAUGGAUGGGGCUUUAGCAUUGAUCAUUUUGCCCACCUUUAUAGUCAGAAGGUUGGCAUCAGGUCCGAUGUGCUGCGGAAGACCCUGUGGGGCGAUUAUUAUUUGAAUACGAAAGUGAAGAGGAUUAUGAAAGGAGCACAGGCAAAAGGGAAAAAGCCACUUUUUGUUCAGCUUGUAUUGGAGAACAUUUGGAGUCUUUAUGAAGCAGUUACUCAAAGAGAAAAAGAAAAAAUCGAAAAGAUAAUCAACUCUUUGGGGUUGAACAUUUCUUCUAGAGAUUUGCGUCAUUAUGACCCUAAAGUUCACCUUAAUGCAAUCUGUAGUCAGUGGCUACCACUAUCGAAGGCUGUACUCUCAAUGGUCUGUAACAAAUUGCGUAGUCCUUUAGAUAUUUCUGCUGAGAGAGUGGAAAAACUUAUGUGUGCAAUGCUCCGAAGGUUUGAUUCCUUACCCUUUGAGACGCAAGAGCUGAAAAGGGCCUUUAUGGAAUGCAGGAGUGAUGAUACAGCCCCUGUUAUUAUCUUUGUCUCUAAAAUGUUUCCAGUGGAUCCAAAAUUCUUACCACAGAAGAAACAAAGGCCUUUAACUUUAGAAGAGAUUACUCAAAGAAGGGAUUUGGCUCGAAAACGACAUGCAGAGAAGCUUCUGGCAUAUCAGGGGCAGCAGUCUUCAGAGCAAACCCUUAUGGAAGACGGACCUAAAACAGAUUCAGAUGGUGAAAGCAUAAUGGGAAGUGUACAACAGCAGUCUAUCACUGAACAGGAAACCCUACCCCAAAAAACAGAAACUGAAGUGGAAGAAAAGGAACAUUUUGUUGCUUUUGCAAGGGUCUACAGUGGUUUGAUAAAGCGAGGUCAGAAGGUGUUUGUUCUGGGCCCCAAAUACAACCCAGCAGAAGCUGUGAAUAAGUUACCUCUAGGGUGUGCUCCUACAGAUGGCUUUCCACCCAUACCUCACAUGGCUUGUUGCACUCUGGAAGAUCUCUUCUUGCUGAUGGGACGAGAGCUGGAAGAUCUACAGGAAGUACCUGCAGGCAAUGUGUUAGGUAUAGGUGGUUUAGAGGACUAUGUACUGAAGUCAGCGACCUUGUCAACGUCUCUCGCAUGCCCACCAUUUACUCCUUUGAAUUUUGAAGCCACACCUAUUGUACGUGUUGCUGUGGAACCGAAGCAUCCAAGUGAGAUGCCACAGCUGGUGAGAGGGAUGAAGCUGUUGAAUCAAGCGGACCCAUGUGUAGAGGUUCUGAUCCAAGAAUCUGGAGAGCAUGUGAUGGUUACUGCAGGGGAAGUCCAUCUCCAGCGCUGCCUUGAUGAUUUGAAACAAAGGUUUGCAAAAAUUGAAAUUACAGUUUCUGAUCCCAUAAUUCCAUUUAGAGAAACAAUAAUUCGUCCUCCGAAAGUAGAUGUGGUGAAUGAAGACAUAGGAAGACAACAGAAAGUUGCUGUCAUACAUCAAGUAAAACAGGAGCAAAAUAAACUCCCAGAAGGUGUUGUGGUGGAUUCUGAUGGAUUAAUAACCAUGAACACUCCAAAUAAACUAGCUACUAUUAGUGUGAGAGCAAUGCCACUCCCUGAGGAACUGACACAACUUUUGGAAGAAAAGAGCGAUUUAAUUCGUACUAUGGAACAACUCAACCUUUCUUUGAAAGAAGGUGGGGAUUCCCAUGCAAUCAGCCAAAAAACCCUUGAGGAUAUCCAGGAAUUUAGGAAUAUGCUUGAUCAGCAUUUCAAAGGAAGAAGGUGGCGAAAUGCCACAGAUCAGAUUUGGGCAUUUGGCCCACGACGUUAUGGGCCUAAUAUUCUGCUGAAUAGAAUAGAAGGUCACCAGAGGCCAUCUGUUUGGUACUGCCUCAAGCAAAAAACUGAAGAAUCUGUAAUCUAUCGUGAUUUUGGUAACAGCAUUGUAAGUGGGUUUCAGUUAGCUACCCUUUCAGGACCUAUGUGUGAAGAGCCACUGAUGGGUGUUUGUUUUGUUUUAGAGAGAUGGGACUUGAGCAAACAGUUAACACAGGUGCAUAGUCAGGACUCUGUCGAACAAGAUGAGACACAAGAAUUGCAGCAGAUAAAGGAUGAGAUUUCUGAAACGGAAAAUAGCACAUUAGUCCCAGAAGAUCAAACAAACAAUGGCAAAAGACAGGAAAAUAUCCCAUAUCCUGGGAGAACUCCUAAUAGUACACAUAGAGAAGUGUCUGAUUGUUAUGGCCCCUUCUCUGGACAACUGAUAGCCACCAUGAAGGACGCCUGUAGAUACGCUUUCCAGGUUAAGCCACAACGACUUAUGGCAGCUAUGUACACUUGUGAAAUAAUGGCCACUGCAGAAGUACUGGGUCGUGUCUAUGGUGUUCUUUCAAAACGAGAAGGUAGAGUGCUGCAAGAAGAGAUGAAAGAAGGGACCGACGCCUUCAUUAUUAAGGCAGUGCUGCCAGUAGCCGAGAGCUUUGGCUUUGCUGAUGAAGUCCGGAAGCGAACAAGUGGCUUGGCUAGUCCACAGCUGGUAUUUAGCCAUUGGGAGGUAAUUUCAAGUGAUCCUUUCUGGGUGCCCACAACAGAAGAAGAGUAUUUACACUUUGGUGAGAAAGCCGACUCUGAAAACCAAGCACACAAGUACAUCAAUGCAGUGCGUAAACGGAAAGGAUUGUAUGUGGAAGAAAAAAUUGUGGAAUAUGCUGAGAAACAGAGAACCCUUAGCAAAAAUAAGUGAUUGCCUGCAGUUGCCAUUAUGUCAGAAACAUGCAAUUUAUACAUGGAAAAUGUCUUACAAGCUCAAAAAUAAUAUCUUCCAAGACAUUUUCAAUAGUUGAUCUUUAAUUUUAGUAAGUUCUGACUCCUGGCUCUUUGUAGUAUAUGUUUUUAUUCUGCAUGCAGAAUUGAAAAGACCAAGGAACAAUCACAUUAGUUUACUGUAUGUGUUUUCACUGUCAGAUGGAGAUAAGUAGAUAUUUAAUCUUGAAAAGAGUCAUUAAAGAAGUUCAGAACCUU